Molecule: messenger RNA, 2346 nt
Organism: Tribolium castaneum (red flour beetle)
Lineage: Eukaryota; Metazoa; Arthropoda; Insecta; Coleoptera; Tenebrionidae
Exons: 6
Coding region: 212-2290 (692 amino acids)
Biological process (GO): cilium organization
Cellular component (GO): cilium
Source: RefSeq, a predicted model, not a curated record
AUAAGUAAUACAAAUUUGUUACAUUUUUUGACAGUGUCUUUGCUAGCAUUUUUCCAUCGGCUUUAAUUUCUAAAAAUGGCUCUCAGAGGGUGGUUAUUGAUUGUUUGUUGAAUUUUAAAUAGAAACCUCUACAAAGAAGUGUGAUCAAUACUGGGUUGCCAUAGGAAUAAAUACAUCUAUUUACCCAAUUUAAAUAAAAAUUCAAAGUGCAAUGUCCGACCAUAGCAGUUCUGUGUUUAACAAUUCAUGUUUAAAAUUGCCCAGAAACCCCAAAAGCCAUCGCCCUUUGCCUGUAUACGAGCAAAAGUAUUUGAACCAAUUACAAAACGAGGCCACGAAGUUGAAUUUAGAAUCGUCCAAUGAAAUCAGCAUGAAAGCCCGAUCUUCAAGAGAUAAAGAUCCUGUUAAAUCUUUCAUCGAAUUCUUCGACAGUAUCCCAGAAUACGAUGAGCUAAAUCAUUUAUCUAGUAAAGAAUUUUACAAAAGAAUAGAACUGUUGAAAGAGAAACAAAAAACGUACACUGAUUACGUGCAAAGCGAGAGUAACGUCGUUGAUGAAAAUCCAGAGUGGCUAGAAGAAUAUAAAAAUUACGCAAAAAAGAAAUUUGAUGAUAAAAAGAAGAAAACGAAACCGUUUUGUGUAACACCAAUUCUUAGUAAGAGUCCUAAGUACUUGAAAACUGUCGAAGACCUGGACUCUGUUAGUUUUUCCGAUAAGGAUUUGUCGCUAAAACCACCCUCAAGGAGAUCUGUACGGAUUGAAACUCCUAGUGAUAAAUUAUCACCAGGGGAAACAUCAUCUGAGCUUUACAAAAGACCCAAAUCGCGUCUUCCUUCAGCAAGUUCCAAAGGUCAAAACGACUGGGAUAAUUUUAGCAUCGAUGAUUAUAAAUUAGACUUGGAAAAUUGCUCUCCGAAACAAUCAAAAAGUGCACCUAAUAGUCCGGCUAGAGCCAAAUCAAGUGUGGGCUGGAAGGAUAAUGAAAUUACCAUUCCCAAACCGUUUGAAAUGACCGUUAGAGAUGAAGAAAAUAAAAUUGUUGAUGAACUGAUGACGAAGGCAAAACCUAAACAAGAAAAAACAGAGUUGUUUAAAGCACAUCCUAUUCCGAUUGAAUCGCAGAUCCCACUUUUUGAUAAAAUUAUGGCCGAUCAAGAGAGAAAAAACAAAAUUGUUCGCGAACGCAGUAAAGCCCUGCUGCAAGCACAAAUGCGGCCGUUUUCUUUUACUCGAAGAGACGAAGAAAUACAAAAUCUAACGAAAGGUCUAUCCAAAUCAUCUCCAAGUCUAUUCCUUGACGACCCUCCCAUCAAAAUAAAAAAAUUUAAAGCAAAGCCCAUUCCAAAGAACUUGUUCAGUAACUACAUUUACCAAAAGAUGCAUGAAGAUGAGUUCUACAGAGCUUUACAGAAGAAAAUUCGAGCUGAGGAAAUGCUCCGUGCUGCUUCCUUACCUCCUUCAAUGGCCAAAAGGGAAAGAACUAGCCACAAGUACGAUGUUUGUCCACGCUCUUACCGAGAUGUUGCCGUAAAUAAACCAACAAAACCAAAGAAGAACAAAGGUUACAAGUGCGGUUCCAAUUACGAGAAGGAGUUAGAAGAGUUGAAGAAUGAAUUCUUGGAUAUUAGUCCUAAACCAAAAUUUAAAAGAUGUGGAAAAAAACAAAACAAGGGUUGCAGAAAUUUCUCCGCUAGUAGUUGCGAAAGUCGCACCCCAUCGUCUUUGUCUUCUAUUAAUCGUUCCAAUUUGGCCGCUGUUUUGAGAAUACAGUCGGCCCGCAAACGUCUUGAACUGGAUAUAUGUCAAAAGCUUGAAGAAGCAAAACUCAAAGAAGAAGCUCGUUGGAGGGAAAAACUAAUGAGGAAGAAACCCGUUUGGCAAGCUUUAGCCUACAGUCAUGAGGAAGAUCUCGCAAUGAGAUUACAGCUGCGUCGAGACGAAGAAAAAUUACGAAGUGAAGAACACAAACUAAGAAUGCAGUUGAUGUUGGGGAGGGUUAAUCAACAACCAACACUGUUCGAGCGUCAAUCACAAGUCAAAUAUCUCAGAACCAAAGACGAAUUAUUAGAUAAACUGUACACUGAAUACAAGUCUCGUAAAAAUUCCAAACGCAGUAUCAGCGACUUGUCCGAUAUGCGCACUUUAGCAGAAGUCAAAGACGAGGCAAUCCAGGCUUUACUCGACGACGACUUAAAGCAAGACUUAGAUUCUUUGAACUCGAAGGAGAGCAUUCAGGAAGAAAAGGAAAAGUGUGACAGCAUUAGCAGCGAGGAGAACCAAUCGAAUUAAAUUAAUUUACUAAUCCCAACACAAAACAAAUAUAACUCAGUCUUAAUUUAAGAAAC